Molecule: messenger RNA, 459 nt
Organism: Rodentolepis nana
Lineage: Eukaryota; Metazoa; Platyhelminthes; Cestoda; Cyclophyllidea; Hymenolepididae
Source: the annotation of a GenBank genome assembly
AUGUCUCUUAUGCUACCAGAGAAGUUUCAACACAUUCUUCGUGUUAUGAACACGAAUAUUGAUGGUCAAAGAAAGAUUCCCUAUGCUCUAACUGCCAUCAAGGGUGUCGGCCGUCGUUAUGCUACCGUUGUGUGCAAGAAGGCCGAUAUUGACGUCCGCAAGAGAGCCGGUGAACUUACUGAAGAUGAAAUUGAGAAACUUGUAACUGUUAUGUCCAAUCCACGUCAAUACAAGAUCCCUGACUGGUUCCUAAACAGACAAAAGGACAUUGAUGACGGCAAGCACACCCAAAUUCUCGCUCAAGGUGUUGACAGUAAACUCCGUGAGGAUUUAGAGCGUCUAAAGAAGAUUCGCGCUCAUCGUGGUCUUCGACACCACUGGCUCCUUCGAGUUCGUGGUCAGCAUACCAAAACUACUGGUCGCCGUGGACGUACUGUUGGUGUUUCUAAGAAGAAGUAA